Aplosporella prunicola CBS 121167 is the source of this 1080-nucleotide messenger RNA. RefSeq lists its product as uncharacterized. The transcript is spliced from 3 exons. NCBI's taxonomy places the organism in Eukaryota, Fungi, Ascomycota, Dothideomycetes, Botryosphaeriales, Aplosporellaceae. The record is from RefSeq and is a predicted model, not a curated record. Gene Ontology annotation, molecular function: oxidoreductase activity, acting on the CH-OH group of donors, NAD or NADP as acceptor. Bases 7 to 912 code for a protein of 301 amino acids.
AUCAACAUGGCUCUUACCUAUCCGCCCAAGCCUUUGGAGACAGGUGCUAAAUUCACAAGCAUCCUCCACGGUGAUACUUACCCCGCUAUCACACCCGCACAACAUGCAGACCUCAGCAACCGCAUCGUCUUCAUUACAGGCGCCUCGCGCGGCAUCGGCCUCGCUACAGCCAAGGCAUGUGCCGCCGCUGGCUGCACACAACUUGCCCUAGCCGCGAAUGAUGGUAUCGCGGACAUUAAAGAGGUCGUCAGGGCAGCAGCGCCCGAAAGCACGCGCGAAUCACUCGAGAUUCUAACGCUGGACGUUGACGUGCGGGAAGAGGCGAGUGUUGGCGCGGCAGCGGCGGCAAUAGAAAAGGCGUUCGGCGGCUUGGACGUGCUUGUGAACAAUGCUGGCUACAUGGAAUCGGGCAAGCCGCUCGCAGAGAGCGACCCGGAUGACUGGUGGAAGACCUGGGAGGUCAAUGUGCGGGGCAACUAUCUUGUGACGAGGGCCAUGCUGCCACUGCUGCUGAAGAGAGGCGACGAGGGGCUGAAAACGAUCGUGAAUCUAGGCUCGAGUGGCGCGCUCUCCUACCGUCCAGGUGGGAGCUCUUAUCGGUCGAGCAAAUGGGCGAUUUUCAAACUCACUGAGUAUGUGAUGGCGGAGUAUGCGGACAAGGGCAUUUUGUGCUACACAAUCCAUCCUGGAGGGAUUUUGACGGAGAUGGCGAAGAGAAUGCCAGAAGAGGUGCAUAGUGCUUUGAGUGAUAAACCGGAGCUGGCGGGUGAUACGAUUGUCUUUUUGUCUCACAAGCGACGAGAAUGGUUGGCAGGCCGGUACAUCAGCUGCAGGUGGGACAUGCCAGAGUUCCUGGCAAGGGAGAAAGAAAUCGUGGAUGGUGACAAGCUGAAACUUAAAUUGGUUGUAUAAAUUUAAGUUUCAAGUUGCAUCGCUCACGGAUUAAUCGCUCACGGAUUAAUGCAUGCUUCAAGAACAGUUUUGAUUACGGCACUAUUAGCGCUCAUCCGCAUAUCUUAAGAAUCCCAUCUCCAGAAUUUAAGUCUACCAAAGGCCUUGCUGCGGUCGUUUAAGCUGUUA